AUGUCAGCACCUCUCAGUGUCUGCUAUUCAGAAAAAUAUCGUGAUGAGAAUUUUGAGUACAGACAUGUCAUUUUGCCAACAAGGAUUGUUCCACUUGUACCAACUGAACAUCUUAUGACUGAAACGGAAUGGCGAAAUCUAGGAAUUCAUCAAUCUCCUGGAUGGGUUCAUUUUAUGAUUCACAAACCAGAGCGUCAUGUUUUGCUCUUUAGAAGACCAAGAAGUUAACCUGACAUUUUAUAUAAAUAUUUUUAAAAUUUAUUCUGAAGAUUUUGGAUUGCGAUCUGAAAAUUUUGUAUGCAUUGUUUGAGAUAGCUUAUAGCUGAAAUAAAUAAUUGUCUUUAUGCAACAUGGAA
Messenger RNA from Xenia sp. Carnegie-2017, 356 nucleotides. RefSeq names its product cyclin-dependent kinases regulatory subunit-like. NCBI's taxonomy places the organism in Eukaryota, Metazoa, Cnidaria, Anthozoa, Malacalcyonacea, Xeniidae. Gene Ontology annotation, molecular function: cyclin-dependent protein serine/threonine kinase activator activity; histone binding; protein kinase binding. The record is from RefSeq and is a predicted model, not a curated record. The transcript has 3 exons. The coding region runs from base 1 to 228 and encodes 75 amino acids. Gene Ontology annotation, biological process: regulation of mitotic cell cycle. Gene Ontology annotation, cellular component: cyclin-dependent protein kinase holoenzyme complex; SCF ubiquitin ligase complex.